UGUGUCUUUUGUUCUGUUGCCUUUGGAGCUUAGCCAACCCUUGGUUGGAUCCCCUUUGAAUUCUUCAUCAAAGAUUUUAAGGAAUUCUUUUUUUCCUGAGUUUGAUUGAUCAUUUCAAAGGGGUCCAGCUAUGGGUGCUAGCCGAUAAUCAGAGGAUAUUCAUACAACACAAUCUUUCAUUGUUUCUAGAUUUGCAUAGAUUUUUCACUCUGAAUUCUUCUGAUAUUUUUGGGAUGUGGAGAGAUCCUGGAACACCAGCUGAUUCUUUCUAUGAAACCCGUCCGGAAUGCACCGAUGUUCCCAAGUCUCGAUUUAGAAUCAAGGCUGGUAAAACUCUAAGUGCAAAAAGGUGGCAAGCUGCAUUUUCUCCAGAAGGGUAUUUGGAUAUAGGCAAGACUCUUAGCCGAAUCCACCGCGGGGGAAUCCAUCCAUCAAUUAGAGGAGAAGUUUGGGAAUUUCUACUCAGUUGCUAUGAUGCCAAGAGUACAUUUGAGGAAAGAGAGGAAAUAAGGCAGCGUCGAAGGGAGAAAUAUGCUGAAUGGAAGGAAGAAUGUCGCCAAUUGUUUCCGCUCGUGGGAAGUGGUAAAUUUAUCACAGCACCUGUGGUUACUGACGAGGGUCUACCGAUUCAAGAUCCAAUUGUUCUGUUAGAAAAUAAUCCAGAAAAUGGAGUGAUUGUACCGGUUCCGGAGAUAGGUAGUACAAACACUAUAAAUGCAGCAAAGAAGGUGACAGACAAAAAAGUAAUUCAAUGGAUGUUAACUCUACAUCAGAUAGGUCUUGACGUGAUUCGAACCGAUAGGACACUGGUUUUUUAUGAGAAGAAAGAGAAUUUGUCAAAAUUAUGGGAUAUUCUCGCUGUUUAUGCUCGGAUAGAUACAGAUGUUGGCUACGGUCAAGGAAUGAGUGACCUAUGCUCUCCUAUGAUAAUACUUCUUGAUGAUGAAGCUGAUGCUUUCUGGUGUUUCGAGCGUCUGAUGCGUAGAUUACGAGGAAAUUUCAGAUGCACCAAUAACUCUGUCGGGGUGGAAGCUCAACUAAAUAAUUUGGCUUUGAUUACUCAAGUAAUUGAUCCAAAACUUCAUCAACAUAUAGAACAUAUUGGAGGAGGUGACUAUCUGUUCGCUUUUCGGAUGCUCAUGGUUCUAUUUCGUCGAGAAUUCUCGUUUUGCGAUUCAUUGUAUCUUUGGGAGAUGAUGUGGGCUCUAGAAUAUGAUCCCAACGUGUUCUGGUUGUAUGAAGAAUCGGAAGACACUUCUGAAAAAUCUGAUGAAUCGAAAGCAAGAUUAAAGUCAAUUCGUCAUUAUGGAAAGUUCGAGAGAGAAAAUAUGAGAAACGGAGCAAAGAAUACAGAAGAACCUCCUCUUCCCAUAUCGAUUUUCCUUGUUGCUAGUGUGUUGAAAGAAAAAAGUGCAACACUACUUCAGCAAGCACGAGGUCUAGACGAUGUUGUCAAGAUAUUGAAUGACACAAAUGGAAAUCUAGAUGCCAAAAAGGCCUGCAUGGCAGCACUGAAACUUCACAAGAAAUAUCUGAAAAAGGCCAAGAAACCCUAACCCCGGGUAUAGCAUGUUUGUUUUUUCGCUGAUCAAGAGAUGUGUUCUUCCUGCAUGGCACCCUUUGUUUAAGGUUGGAGUUCCUCAUAAAAUUUGGAUUAGGUUUUACAGAAUUCAAAAAGGAAUCCAACCAUCAAAUCUUAGAUGAGCAACAAAUGGUGUUGUAUGUUGAGUUAAAUUCUUUUUCUUUUGUGUAUCUAAAAUAACAAAACUUGUGCAUUAAGUUAUUAUGUUCAACCAUUGUAAAAUAUGUAUACGAUCAUACAAAAAAAAGGGUAAAUAAAAAAGGGAAUAACCAUCUGUGUCAACAAAAUCGAUGUUGACAUUCAUU
Molecule: messenger RNA, 1887 nt
Organism: Lathyrus oleraceus (garden pea)
Lineage: Eukaryota; Viridiplantae; Streptophyta; Magnoliopsida; Fabales; Fabaceae
Exons: 11
Coding region: 234-1556 (440 amino acids)
Biological process (GO): activation of GTPase activity
Molecular function (GO): GTPase activator activity
Source: RefSeq, a predicted model, not a curated record